Lachancea nothofagi CBS 11611 is the source of this 1773-nucleotide messenger RNA. NCBI's taxonomy places the organism in Eukaryota, Fungi, Ascomycota, Saccharomycetes, Saccharomycetales, Saccharomycetaceae. The record is from the annotation of a GenBank genome assembly.
AUGCCUGUGAUUAUUAGUGACGAGCAGGAGAUUGUUUUGUCGCAUGAGCAGGAGGAUAAACUAAACGAGUUUCAAGUUAUCACUAAUUUUCCCGACCAAGAAUUGUCUUUGGUGGUCAAAUUAUUGCAAAACCAUGGAUGGCAGUUGGAGCCAGCAUUGUGCCGGUAUUUUGACGGCAAUUGGCAGGAUAACAUUGAACCACCGGAAGUGCCACAAAGGUCUUCUACACCGCUAAAUCAUGAGCUUAUCUCCCAUUCGCCUAGCCCAUUUAUCAUGAGUAGUAGUGCGCUAGUGCCAAAAUUGCCACUAGUUAAGCGACUCCCACUAGAUUUCAAGGAAAAGUUCCAAUUUGCAGGUCUAGAUAAACGGCCUCAUGAACUUGACAUGAACCCAGGGCUGCUGGUCCUACUUUUGCUGCCAAAAUUACUUCUCAAGUUAGGCACUGGAAUUCUAACAAUCAUUUGGUCGAUAAUAUCAUUUGGACUCAAAAACAACCAAGCGCCAGAGGCGAACGUUUGCAGAUUACCGCAGAGCCCCAGCAAAAAUGCGAAACCUGUUAACGAAAUUGUGGACUCAUUGCUCGGAGAAAAGUCCGAGCUGGCAUCGCUACUAGAUCUACGCCCGUUCAAUGAGUUAUACGACGAGUGCGAACGUCAAUUCAAGUUUAUGUUGGUCAUAUGUUUGGGUGAUCUCGAAUCAGAGGAAUCUGGUACAUGGGACCAAAAUUCUAGCAAGUUUGUGAGUUCCAUUUUUAAUGACCCUUCCACUUUGCAACUUUUGCGUGAGCGUUCCAAAGACUUAACCAUCUUCAUGCAUUCUGCUCAGUCCCCCGAGAUGUGGGCAUUGGCUAAUCAACUGAAACUAAAAUAUACACCAGAGUGUUUACUUAUUGCGAACGUACUAAACUCCAAGGACUCUGCGAGUGCCACAACACGAAUGUCAGUUGUUGGUAGGAUGAAGAUUAGUUCGUUGAGAAAAUUUAAGAACUCUCUUAAAAUGGCUCUCGAUAGACAUAGCGCAGAGCUUUUAGUGAGCAGAACAGAUCAAGAAGAAUUAAGAAUUGCCAGAGAGAUAAAAGAACUACAAGACCAGGCAUACCUAGAAUCCUUGAAGCAAGAUCAAGUCAAAGAGCAGAAGCGCCAAGAAGAUGAAAAGCAAACGAAAUUGCUGCUUGAAGCAGAAUUGUCAAGGAGUCGCGAAGUAGCACUUAACCGAACAAUACAGAAGUUACGAGUCUUGGAAUGUUCCCUGUCACUGCUAAAUUCUCAGCAGCUGGUUGAUUCCAACGCAAAAAAUGCGACACUACAAAUAAGGACCUCUGAUGGCAGAAGAUUCAUUAAGAAAUUUCAAGGUGACGAAUCUCUGAUGGACAUAUAUCGAGCGGUGAAGUGUUUUUUAUUUUUAGAGUUGAAAACGUUUGAAGAGAACGCGAUUAUGACUGGUAUCAAGGCCAAGCUAAUCGAGCUUGCUGAAAACAGUGACGAACUAUGUUUUAAGGAUAGACAAUGGCCUGAAGGGUCGCUCGCUGGCGAAACUUCAAGCUCAUUACAUGAUAUAGUUCGAAAAGAACUAAGAAACUGGUGCAAUUCAAGCGAGGAAAUUGAGCUGGAUAUCGAUUUUGAAUUAGUAUCCCCAUAUCCAAGAUUUUUAUUGCCGUACGACAAAGCAGUUCAUAUUAAGGAUACGCCACAAAUUUGGCCCAAUGGUAGUCUUCUCGUGGAGGCGCUACAGGAGGAGGAAGGCGAGGACGAGGCAGACGAGAAAGAGGAUUAA